AUGAGACCCAAUACAACUGCAGCCUCUGCACCAAAGGCAGUCCGUGACAGCAGUGGCAAGUGUAGUGUUGCUUGGAGUACUGAAGGUGAACAUACAUUCAAGGACAAGCCCUUCAUGAUUGUAAAUGCUGAGCUCAUUUACCGUCAGCCUUUGCAAGUCACAGAGGAGCCGCCACAGAUACACCCGCGUUUGUAUGGAUCCAAUGAUCACUGGUUGUCACAUAGAGCGCAACCGUUUUAUUUGACCCCGUGUUCAGUGGGUGAGCGCAACGUUGGUUGGUUCAGAGCUGCUGGAGUAGCAGACGUAAAGGCUCACUUCGAAAUCUCGGCCAGGGGAUUUCAAUACUGCUACGAAGCUGCCAAAGAUGGAGGUGACAUUGCCGGGUAUGGUCCUGCAAAGAGCUAUUUGGAGUUUGAAGCCUCCCGUGACUCCACGCCUUCUUACACCAAUGGUCUAAAAGUGCUUCAUUUGGUUCGCCGCCUAUGGGCUUGCGCAGAAAGCAACUCAGGCUCAUACGCAUCUUGUGAGUACAAUGAAAAAACAGAAACAGAGAGGGUAGCCAGAUCUUUGGUGGCAGUGGAUUUGCAUCGCUUGUGGAACGGCAACAAUUGGACACCUAAUCUGUGUAUUGCUGUGAUGGCAUGGCUGAUCAGCUUUUGGCAUGAAGAGCCUGAAACUGCCUAUGAGGUGCUGGCCAGGAUCAAUGAUAUCCUUUGGCUGCAUCGGGACAUGUUCACCUCUGAUGGUGUGUGCGUUGAAGGUGUUGCCAUGUACUCUUUCAUGUCAAUUACAGGGAUUGUUGGAAUCUCUGCGAUGCAGCGUGCAUCCUUUGGAUUUGCACCACACGCAAUCGAUGCAAAUACAGUUGCCAGCAUAGUGAAGUAUCAUUUGAAAUCAUUUGGCCAGCAUGUCAACUGA
This is a messenger RNA of Durusdinium trenchii, 918 nucleotides long. NCBI's taxonomy places the organism in Eukaryota, Dinophyceae, Suessiales, Symbiodiniaceae. The record is from the annotation of a GenBank genome assembly.